This is a messenger RNA of Haliaeetus leucocephalus (bald eagle), 2039 nucleotides long. RefSeq names its product protein O-glucosyltransferase 1 (gene POGLUT1). Gene Ontology annotation, biological process: protein O-linked glycosylation; positive regulation of Notch signaling pathway. Gene Ontology annotation, molecular function: UDP-glucosyltransferase activity; UDP-xylosyltransferase activity. Lineage: Eukaryota; Metazoa; Chordata; Aves; Accipitriformes; Accipitridae. The record is from RefSeq and is a predicted model, not a curated record. Gene Ontology annotation, cellular component: endomembrane system. The transcript has 11 exons. The annotation marks the transcript as partial.
UGGCGGCCGGAGCCCGCCGCGGCGGGCGGCCCGGCAGAUGCCAAGUGGAAAACAAUAACUGACCAAAUUAAGAAAGCUGUGGAAGUCUAUAAGCCGUGUGUAAAGGCGAAUUGCAGCUGCUACCAAAGUGUCUGGAAGCAGGACCUGGCUCCUUUUCGAGGUGGUGUUUCCAAGGAGAUAAUAUCAGAUGUGGUGAGCCGGAAGCUCGGGACACAUUACCAAAUCAUUAAGAACAAAUUGUACCGUGAGCAGGACUGCUUGUUCCCUGCAAGAUGCAGUGGAGUUGAGCACUUCCUUCUGGGGAUCAUCAACCGCCUCCCUGACAUGGAAAUGGUGAUCAAUGUGCGAGACUACCCCCAGGUCCCCAAGUGGAUGAAACCCAUUAUCCCAGUCUUCUCCUUCAGUAAGACACCUGAAUACAAUGACAUAAUGUAUCCUGCCUGGACAUUUUGGGAAGGAGGACCAGCUGUUUGGCCAAUUUACCCAACAGGUUUAGGGCGCUGGGACCUCAUGAGAGAGGACCUCAGAAGAUCUGCAGAAAAAUGGCCAUGGAUGAAAAAAAUCUCUAAAGGAUAUUUCCGAGGAUCCAGAACGAGUCCUGAGAGAGAUCCCCUCAUUCUGCUGUCCCGAGAAACCCCAGAACUUGUUGAUGCUGAGUACACUAAAAACCAGGCUUGGAAAUCUGAAAAGGACACCUUAGGGAAGCCUCCUGCAAAGGAAAUUCCACUGGUUGAUCACUGCAAAUACAAGUAUCUGUUUAAUUUCCGGGGAGUGGCUGCCAGUUUCCGGUUGAAACACCUUUUCUUAUGUGGUUCACUUGUGUUUCACGUUGGAGAAGAGUGGUUGGAGUUCUUCUACCCUCAGCUGAAGCCUUGGGUCCACUACAUCCCAGUCCGAUCAGACCUCUCUAACGUCAGGGAGCUGCUGCAGUUUGUAAAGGAAAAUGAUGCCAUAGCACAAGAAAUUUCAGAGAGGGGACGCCAAUUCAUCACCGAGCACUUGCAGAUGGAGGAUGUCUCUUGCUACUGGGAGCAUCUGCUGUCUGAAUAUUCCCAAGCCUUGACUUACAAAGUGAAAAGGAGGAAGAGCUACAGCGAGAUCACUUCUGAGUGGCUGAAAACAGAACUGUAGAGACUAAUCUGUUUUUCUCUUCAGCUCAAACUGAUCUCUGUGGAAAUCUGAAGAUCAGUGUAUCUUCUUUCUUGUUCUCUCAGACUUCUUAUCCUUCACGCUGCAACUACCGUGAACAGCAAUAGGCUAACUUUGAAAUUGCUCCCAUACAGUGGGACCCAGUUAUGCUAUCACCAUAAGAAUGUUAAGUAGAAUGUUGGACUAUGGCUAUUUAAUGGGGUGGUUAUGGUCAUGCCUGGGAGAGGGUUGUUAGCAUUUGGGACUUUGUUACUACCUGUGUCAGAAUGAUCCUAAAUCCCAUUCAGUCAAUGAGAAGCCUGUCUGUUAAUUUUACUGGGCUUUUUACCAAGUCCGCUGUACUCAUGGGCAAGGUACACAGACUGUCAGCUACAUGCAGCUGGGAGAUACAUGCCCCUUUUUUUGGCAAAUGGUCAAUGUUUUCUCACCUGUGAUAUUAGGUGUUCUCUGACAGAAGCAGGUACUGGGAUUUGGGGUAACCUUUUUAGAUAGCCUAGAGCUUAUGUUUAUGUCAGGUUUUAGAAGUUGAUGGUAGGGCUUUGAUGUGCCAUUGAAAGGACAAAUGAUCCUUGCACAGUUAAACUACCUCACAGGGGAGCAGUUGGUGAUGAUGAUGUUGCCACAGCGCUAAGCCUGAGUAGCAGACAGUCAAGCAGUUGGCAACUGAGAUAAAGACAGUUCAUCCUCUGACAGAUGAGCUGGGUGCCUGCACAGCCACACAGAACCAAGCCCCUGUUAACAAGCUCUCGCCAGCUGCCUGGCCAGACAUCCUUAAGAACCCAGAGAAAGUAUAUGCAGAGGUAGAGUCAGCUCUUCUUUUUCCCAGAUGUUCACAGAUUCUCUGCUCUGAUCUUCUUCUGUAAACUGUCUAGGGUUGUUGGGGGGGGGGC